This is a messenger RNA of Impatiens glandulifera, 1599 nucleotides long. Its product is annotated as tyrosine N-monooxygenase-like. The transcript has 2 exons. Bases 12 to 1565 code for a protein of 517 amino acids. Lineage: Eukaryota; Viridiplantae; Streptophyta; Magnoliopsida; Ericales; Balsaminaceae. The record is from RefSeq and is a predicted model, not a curated record. Gene Ontology annotation, molecular function: oxidoreductase activity, acting on paired donors, with incorporation or reduction of molecular oxygen; monooxygenase activity; heme binding.
CAUCUUAAUCAAUGACCAUCCUUGUCAUUCAAUAUUUGAUUUUAUUUCUAUUUCUUCCAUUUAUAACAUUGGCUGCCAUUUUCCUUUUCAAGAAAAUACUAAGUACUCCAAGGUUACCAUCUAAAGCAUGUUUACCACCAGGUCCUAAACCAUGGCCAAUUAUCGGCAGUCUUUUCAUAAUGAUGAGAAAUAAACCUAAUUUUUCUAGAUGGGUGCAUGACACCAUGUCGAAAAUGGGCUGCGAGAUCUUUUGCAUUCGCAUAGGGAGCGUGCAUGUGAUAGUUGUUACCUCCCCAGAGAUUGCUUGCGAGUUCCUAAAGAAACAAGAUGCAAUUUUCGUGUCACGUCCUACAUUCCUAUCGGCAGAGAUAGUGAGCGAUGGAUUUUGUACAGCGAUCUCGACGCCUUUCAAUGAUCAAUGGAAAAAGAUGCGACGCGUAUUCGUCUCUAAUAUACUCUCUUCGGCUACCCUCCAUUGGAUGCACGACAAAAGAGCCGAGGAGGCUGACCAUCUGGUUCGCUAUGUCUACAAUCUUAUUAAGAGCAAUGACGGUAUAGUGAAUGUUAGGGUUGUGGCACAACACUUUUGUGGAAAUAUGAUGCGAAAUAUGGUCUUUAGUAAGAGAUUUUUUGGUAAAGGUAAUGAAAAUGGUGGACCAGGACCUGAAGAAGAGGAACAUAUGGCUGGGAUUUUCACUAUACUCAAGUGUUCCUUCAAUUUUUGCAUUUCUGACUAUUUUCCAUUUCUUCGACGUAGAAUAGAUCUCGAUGGUAAUGAGAAAAGAACACGACAAGCUGUUCAGAAUGCGAGGAAAUAUCAAGACAUAGAAGUAGAUACGAGAAUUAAACAAUGGCGUGAAGGGAUGAGAAAAGAGAAAGUUGAUCUUCUUGAUGUUCUAAUCACUCUAAAGAAUGACAAAGGAAUAGCUCUCUUGACAUCGGAGGAGAUUAAAGCUGAAAUUUUGGAAAUAAUGUUAGCAUCUAUUGACAACCCAACAAAUGCUAUUGAAUGGGCUCUUCUUGAGAUGAUAAACCAACCAAAGACAUUGCUAAAAGCCGUUCAAGAACUAGAUCAGGCUGUCGGAAAAGAUCGGCUUGUCCAAGAAUCUGACCUACACAAUCUCAAUUACAUUAAAGCAUGUGUGAAAGAAUCUUUUCGACUCCAUCCGGUGAGCCCAUUCAAUGUUCCACAUGUGUCCAUUUCUGAAACCACGGUGGCUGGUUACUUCAUACCUAAAGGAAGUCACGCGCUCUUGAGUCGUCUAGGUCUCGGGCUUAACUCUAGGAUAUGGGAUGAACCACUUCUAUUUAAGCCAGAGCGUCACAUUAAGGAUGACGGUUCAGAUGUGAUAUUAAAUGAUACAAAUCUUCACCUAUUAUCAUUUAGUAUAGGUCGACGUGGUUGUCCUGGGGUCAACUUAGGAUCCACUAUGUCAUUUAUGUUACUUGCUCGACUUCUUCAAGGUUUCACUUGGAACUCACCAUCAAACACUACUUACAUUGAGCUUGUGGAGCCUUUACUUGCCUUUGCAAAGCCACGAUUGAACGAGCAGUUGUAUAUAUAGAGCUAGCUAUGUACAAUUAUGUAUAUUCAUGCUU